Messenger RNA from Planococcus citri (citrus mealybug), 2492 nucleotides. RefSeq names its product LIM domain only protein 3-like. The coding region runs from base 825 to 1556 and encodes 243 amino acids. The transcript has 9 exons. The record is from RefSeq and is a predicted model, not a curated record. Gene Ontology annotation, cellular component: nucleus. Gene Ontology annotation, molecular function: transcription coactivator activity; DNA-binding transcription factor binding. NCBI's taxonomy places the organism in Eukaryota, Metazoa, Arthropoda, Insecta, Hemiptera, Pseudococcidae. Gene Ontology annotation, biological process: positive regulation of transcription by RNA polymerase II.
UUCCGCGUUCAAGUUCAGUAUUGCCAUAUGCUUUUAGUGACGACGUUGUGAGUUUAUGAAAUUGUCCGCCGCCGUAUCGUGUGGUUUUUUUAUUUACGUACUUUUAACGAGAUUUUUUUUCCAUCUUAAUUAUCUAAUUAAUUUUUAAUUGUUUUGCGAGUAAAUCUUUAUACUUUUAAAUCUUUCAAUUAUCCGAACAAUAAAGUUAUUUUUAUUGUAUUUUACCGCGCGAUUCGAACGAGUAUAUUAUACGGUAAUUCGUGCGAUUAAUCGAACCCAUAUUACAAUACCAACGUAUAUAAAGAUAAUUAAAGUCAAUCGUUAAACUAAAAACAAAACGAAAAAAAAAUUGAAAAUUUCUCAAAUUAAAGUCGUUUUUAUUAUUGUUUUCGCGCUUGCAGUUCUUUUUAGUAGUAGGUAUUGUUAAUUUAUGAUUGAUUGUAUUCCGAUCAUAUUUCGUCAAAUAGCGGAACCUGUUGUAAUUUUUACGUGUUCGGAGUUUUACUAUUGAUAACAACAACAGCAAAAAAAAAAAGGACAAAAGAAUAGAAAGACUUGGGUUAAUAAAUGAAAAUCGCGAUAUAUUAUUGGUAGGUGAAUUACGUACCAGCUUUGUUUUAUGAAGUACAUAUUAUUACAAUAGAAUAACCGUCUCGUAGCGAUUGUCCAACUUGGUGAGUGAAAUUUGGCUGUGCUGUUUUACUUCUUUGUCUGUUUUGUGAAAUAUUGGCCUUUCCGUUGUAAUUCGGUAGCCGAUGGAGGCGAUUUGUUGGAAAGCUCGGUAACAGCAGCUGAAUGUUGAAUAAAGCGAAGAUUACGAAAUAAUGCUCAAUACUGGCGAAAACAAAGCAAACGGCUUACUGACUAAUUCGAUUAGCACUUCUACGACAAACACAACGAUGCUCGGACCACCGACCAAAGAAUGUGCCCAAUGCGGCAAAAGAAUCACAGAAAGAUUUCUACUAAAAGCGUUGGAUGUAUUCUGGCACGAAGACUGUUUAAAAUGUGGCUGUUGCGAUUGUAGAUUAGGCGAAGUUGGAUCUACAUUAUACCACAAGGCUAAUUUAAUAUUAUGCAAACGUGAUUACUUAAGAUUAUUCGGUACUACUGGUUAUUGUUCUGCUUGUAAUAAGGUUAUACCAGCUUUCGAAAUGGUUAUGCGAGCCAAAAGUAAUGUUUACCAUCUAGAAUGUUUCGCUUGUCAACAGUGCAAUCACAGGUUUUGCGUCGGCGAUCGAUUUUACCUUUGUGAAAAUAAGAUUCUUUGCGAGUACGAUUACGAAGAGAGGCUGGUGUUCGCGAAUAUGGCUUACAAUCCUUCCAGCCUGGCUCAUAUUAGAAGGCAAGUCAGUAAUUUACAGCCACCAGCUACAACAAGAGACAAUCUAAGCGUUAAUCCGGAUCCAGCUCGGAGAUCGGUGCCGGUAUACACGUCGACAACGCUGAUACCUCAACAUUCGCAUCCGAAUCAACAGUUACAAAAUCAGCAGCACCGAGACGAUGGCUCCAGCGGAUACGGUAGCCCGGAUUCUGAAACUUUCGAACCAGUACAAUAAACGCAAGACUCCUUUUUAUUCGUUUUUCUCUUCAUUAUAAAUUAUGUUUACGUGUACAUAUUGUAAAUUUUGUUGAUUAUUGUAUUCGAGUUUUAAUAACUUUUAGGGAAAACCCCCCCUUCUUUUUUCAAGUUACUACGGUUAUGUUUUUGUUUGUGCUCCUUUUUUCCCCUCCUUCAUCUUUCGUAUUUUUUUCUUUUUUCGUCGUAUUAAUGUGACAAAAAUUUACCAGGAAAAAAUACUGUGCCAUGAGGUAUCUAAGUAUCUACAUAGGUACAUGUAAACUUGAAAUGCUUGGAGGUAUUUUUUUCAUUGAUCUCGUAUAAUGUUUUUUACUCGUCCGAUGAUCAAAUGGAUUUUUUCGAAAAUUUUAAAACAUAACGUGGGUUUUUUCGAUUUCGAUUACUACAUUCUUCUACCUACUUCUACUAUAUUUCAGAGAAAUCAAAAUUAUUACUUUUCCUAUCUAGGGCUGAAAAGUACUACUUUUCCAACCUCGCGAGAAUCGCUCGGAUGUAAAAAUAAGUACUUUCCACCCUCGUUCAGGAAAAAUUACUUCACCAAACUCGGAGAAAAAGUGAUUUUGAACUCGUGUGAGUUGUUCCCCUCACUUCGUUCGGGUCACAAACCUCACCCUCGUCAAAAAUCACUUUUUCGGCCCUCGUUGUGUAAUAUACUAUUGUUGUAUUCAUUAUUUUAUCGAUGCCGUAUUUGUUACCAAACAAACUUUUUAUCGUUUGUUAGAAGUUACAAAAUUUGUUUUUUUUUCUUUUUGUCAAAUCCAUUAUACUGUAUAGUUUUUAAAAAUUAUAUACUGUGUUAUUAUAUUGUAUGAUAACCUAGUCUUAUUAUUUCAAUUACAACGUAUUUUAUGUACAGUUUUAGAUAAUAAAUGUUUAUUUUUCAAUUAAUAAAAAAUUUGUGUUGAAUUCCAUA